Molecule: messenger RNA, 339 nt
Organism: Pistacia vera
Lineage: Eukaryota; Viridiplantae; Streptophyta; Magnoliopsida; Sapindales; Anacardiaceae
Product: thymidine kinase a-like
Exons: 4
Coding region: 1-339 (112 amino acids)
Biological process (GO): thymidine metabolic process
Molecular function (GO): thymidine kinase activity; ATP binding
Source: RefSeq, a predicted model, not a curated record
AUGAAAAUUCUAGCAGUAAUAAAAUCCAACAAAGACACUAGAUAUGGAUUGGAUUCUAUAGUUACAUAUGACGGAGUGAAAUUGCCAUGUUGUGCAUUGGCGAAUCUGUCAUCAUUCAGACAAAAAUUUGGUUCUGAUGCUUAUGAUAAGCUAGAUGUGAUUGGCAUUGAUGAGGCUCAAUUCUUUUAUGCCCUUUAUGAGUUUUGUCGUGAAGCUGCUGAUCAUGAUGGCAAAACUGUGAUAGUUGCUGGACUGAAUGGCGACUAUUUGAGAAGGAGCUUUGGUUCUGUGCUUGAUAUAAUUCCCGUGGCUGAUUUUGUUACUAAAUUAACCGCUUGA